AUGGGCCAUAGUUGCCGCCCUCGACAUCGACUGGUAAAAAAGGCAUGUGCACGCGGCGCACCUGCUGUUCAGCCAUGUUCUUACGAAUUUUCCAUUAGUCGUGAUUCACACUGCUUUGCAUUCUGCAUUUUUGGAAUGAGUAAGCUUGUUUUGCGUUACAGAGCUGAAAGCGGAGCAUCCGGACUUCCCGCUGGACUGAUGGAUAAUUCCACACGUCAGGUCCAAACCACGCCUCCGAAACCAAGAAGGCUCAUUGAUAAUGCUGCGGAGGUACGUCGUCGAAAAGAGGCAGCUGAGCGACUUAUCAAAGAAAGACAUGAGGCACUUCGACGUCAACACGAAGAGAAAAUCCAUAAGAUAAAUGAGGAACGUCAACGUCAACAGAGAGAACUGAAGGAAAGGCAUGCAAAAGAGCUUAAAAGGCAGCAGGAUGUACUACAGAGAAGAAUGGCUCUAAUGGAACGUGAUAAAGCUCGUAAACAGGAAAUUUUGGAGAAGAACCAUGCGGUAGCCUCACGUCUUUCAACGAACUCUUCUCGUAAAAAUUAUGCCUUUGGUUCUUCCACACCACGUGAACUGUCAUUCCUUGAUUCACGACUACUGAGGAUGAAUGCCAUGGAAAAGCGAUCACCACCGGAAAAACCGUCCCCACCGAAUGGUGCUGUUAAUGCUCGACGUGGACGUUCGAUGGCAUCUGUUCUCUCCGCAUCUAUGUAUGCUAGCUCUAAUCCAGAUCGAGCACGACACACAGCUUCCACGACUCGAUUAUCGCAGCCAAAGAGUAAUCAAUCAAAAGUAAAUAAUCCUAUGACUCAAUCUGUAUACCAUUCGUCGCCGAAUCCGUCAACUCCUGUUUCACGCUUACGCAAGAAACCUCUCAAUCAGGUCACGACCAGUGUUCCCAAUACUCCACUCACUGGUUCCACUUCAUCACCGAUAGCUAGGAAAGUUCCACCCAAGCCGAAACCAAGAGGAGCUCCAGUGAAUGCAGUGACCAAAAAACCAUCUACACCACCAGCAGAGCAAGCUGGAGUUGUAUCUUCUCAGCGUAGGGAGAGUUUGGCACGUUCAGAGGAUAUUCCAACGCCACUGGGAAUCACUGCUUCCGAACCUCCACGCAGCGAAAAUUCGUUCACAUCUGAUGAGAUACCACUAGAUAUGGCUGAAAAAGAAGCGCAUGAAAUUUCCACUGAUAGUCUCGUAGCAGAAGUACAUCACAACAAUGACACAAUAGAGGAAAUUGCUAAAGAGAACUCCUAUCAAAGUCCUUCUGAACGAGAGGAGACCACUCUUGUAAAUGAAGUUGAUGUCGUGAUUGAGACUCCCGACGCGGUUACUAACCAUGCUGAACAAUCAAGUGAAGAAGAAGCUGCUCUCGAAAUGAUUACCAAGGAUGUUAUUGUUGCUGGUGCAACUUCAGUUCCCGAUGAGCAGUUAAUUUCUCCUGUUCCAAAAUCUUCUGAGGUCGACAAUCUUCCAAUGGCCCAAAUUGCGUCUCCUGCGGCUCCACCUACACACGCGGAGAAGGAAGGAACAUCACUCGCUGACGAGUUAGCUGGAGUAUUCGGCGAUCAGCCAAUUGCAGCUGCUCCUACGACCGUGCGAGAACAAACCGAGGAGGUUGAGCAACCAUCAUCUGUGGUGGAAGUGGUUGAGAACAUUCGCACUGUAACACCUGUCGAUCAUCCAGCUAAUGAUGUCGCAUCGCAGAAGGAAGUGUUUGAAACCUUGACUCCGGAAAAAGUUAUUGGAAGCCCACCUACAGAGAAGCCUGCUGAAGAUAUAUCUGUUGAAAAGCCUGUUGAAAAGUCACCAGUACAGAAGCUUCCUGAAAGUCCACCUGUAGAGAAGCAUGACGAGAAAGUUUCCUUUGAGAACCCUCUAAUUGAUUUCACAACAGAUGAAAAGGAGCGAACCAAUUCUCCUCCUAAUGUUGCUAAUAAAGACCAUGUGCAUGAUGAGCAUGUUGUUAAUCAUGUGCGUAGCAAUGGGAUUGAACAACAGCAUCCUCCAGUGAUUUCUGUUGAUCUCCCGGGAACCGUCCCAGCAAAAGAUGUCGACGAAUCAGUGAUGAAGAAAGUCCCUACACCACCUAAUGAAUUUAUUGCUCAUCGACUUCGCCGAGAGCAAGAGCAAAGAGAAAUUGACGAGCGUAAAGCCCGUAUUGCUGCCAUUCUUGCAAAAUCACGUAAUCUAUCAAGUGGUGCCCUUCCUGGGGCCGGUCGAAUAUCGCCUCCAAGUGGAGAAACAGCGCAGGAUGUUUUAAAGCGACUUGCAUCGAAUGGCAAUCUUCCUGCCCUACAAAAACUCGUCGCGCGACGUACUCCCGAACCACCAACGAUUGAUCAGAUUGCGGCUGAGGAUCCCGCUCCGCAGGCAAUUUAG
Molecule: messenger RNA, 2385 nt
Organism: Necator americanus (New World hookworm)
Lineage: Eukaryota; Metazoa; Nematoda; Chromadorea; Rhabditida; Ancylostomatidae
Exons: 19
Coding region: 1-2385 (794 amino acids)
Source: RefSeq, a predicted model, not a curated record